Messenger RNA from Phycomyces blakesleeanus NRRL 1555(-), 348 nucleotides. RefSeq lists its product as hypothetical. The coding region runs from base 1 to 348 and encodes 115 amino acids. The record is from RefSeq and is a predicted model, not a curated record. NCBI's taxonomy places the organism in Eukaryota, Fungi, Mucoromycota, Mucoromycetes, Mucorales, Phycomycetaceae. The transcript has 2 exons.
AUGAACGCUAGCAAAGUGGUAUUGAGGUCAUGGGAUCUUUGUAUAGCAGCAGCCGCCUUAGCUGCGACUACAUUAGGGAUGAAGGAGGGAAUUAUCAAAGACAAGCUUCCAGUGUGCGCGCCAGAUUGUGUGCGCCGUGAUGGACGCGAUCACAAUCUGAAGAGAGUAGGAGACAGAGAAUUCUGGAAUUUUUAUUCCUCAUUACAAGACUUUAAUUGUAGUCACAUCAAUUGUGUGCCUUCUAUAGUGUGUUUUGCUGUAUUCAUAAGAUCCACCCCAUUUAAAAUGCAUUUCCAUUCUAAUGACUCCGCUAAAUCACGUAUCCCACAUUAUCCAAUUAUUUCUUGA